GCUCCCUUCGAGUGGCUCUUGAGGGGUCUCAGAAGCCCUGCAGCCACAUUCCUGUGUAACUCACACCCUGCUUUCCAGACACUACUGGGAGCUUCACCACAAACAGAGUGAGGAUGCCAGAGCCUGCAAAGAAAACAGUUUCUGCGUUUACCAAGAAGCCAAAGACAACAGAGGUGACAGCCGGAAACACAGCUGUGUUUGAAGCAGAGACAGAAAAAUCUGGCAUCAAGGUGAAAUGGCAGCGAGCCGGCACAGAAAUUACUGAAAGUGAAAAAUAUGUCAUCAAGACAGAAGGCAACAAGCAUUCACUGACAAUUAAUAAUGUGGGAAAAGAAGAUGAUGUGACAUAUGCUGUAAUAGCUGGAAGUUCCAAGGUCAAAUUUGAACUCAAGGUCAAGGAACCAGAAAAGAGUGAGACAGUCACUCCUGCAGAAGCUGUUCCAGCCCCAGCUGCCUCAGAGUCACCUGCUCCACCAGCAGAAAGCAGCCAAAACACAGAAGUUUCAUCUGCUGAGACACAACCAGAAGAACCCCUGGACCCCAUUGGGCUCUUUGUGGCACGACCACAGGAUGGAGAAGUUACUGUUGGUGGAAACAUCACAUUCACUGCCAAAGUUGCAGGUGAGAGCCUGCUGAAGAAGCCAUCAGUGAAAUGGUUCAAAGGAAAGUGGAUGGACCUGGGAAGCAAAGUGGGGAAACACCUCCAGCUACAUGACAAUUAUGAUCGAAAUACCAAGGUGUACACCUUUCAAAUGGAAAUCAUAGAAGCAAACAUGACUUUUGCAGGAGGGUACAGAUGUGAGGUGUCUACCAAGGACAAGUUUGAUAGCUCUAAUUUCAACCUGACAGUCAAUGAAGCACCUGCAAGUGGAGACUUGGACAUUCGAGCUGCCUUCCGCCGCACUACUGAGGGACAUGAUGACGGGGCAGAGUUUAAUUUCAGCUCCCUACUGAAAAAAAGCAGCUUCCUGCGCCCCUCAAACCGAGGUGAAGGAAAAUCUGAAUCACAAUCUGAUGUUGAUGUCUGGGAUAUCCUGAGGAAAGCUCCUCCUACGGAAUACGAGAAAAUUGCUUUCCAGUAUGGUAUCACAGAUCUGCGUGGGAUGCUGAAACGCCUCAAACGCAUAAAGAAGGAAGAGAAAAAAAGCACAGCAUUCCUGAAGAAACUGGAUCCAGCUUACCAAGUAGACAAGGGACAAAAGAUUAAAUUAAUGGUUGAAGUUGCCAAUCCAGAUGCUGAUGUGAAAUGGCUGAAGAAUGGACAGGAGAUCCAAGUGAGCGGCAGCAAAUAUAUUUUUGAGGCAGUUGGGAAUAAGAGAAUACUGACCAUAAACCACUGCUCUCUGGCCGACGAUGCAGCAUAUGAAUGUGUGGUAGGGGAUGAGAAGAGCUUCACAGAAUUAUUUGUAAAAGAACCUCCAAUCCUGAUCACUCACCCACUGGAGGACCAGAUGGUGAUGGUUGGAGAGAGAGUGGAGUUCGAGUGUGAAGUAUCUGAGGAAGGAGCUACUGUGAAAUGGGAAAAGGAUGGAGUUGAACUGACACGGGAAGAGACAUUUAAAUACCGAUUCAAGAAAGAUGGGAAAAAACAGUAUCUCAUCAUUAAUGAGUCAACCAAGGAGGACAGUGGACACUACACCGUGAAGACCAACGGUGGGGUAUCAGUGGCCGAACUGAUUGUGCAAGAGAAAAAGCUGGAAGUUUAUCAGAGCAUUGCAGACCUGACAGUGAAGGCACGUGACCAGGCAGUCUUCAAGUGUGAAGUCUCUGAUGAAAACGUGAAAGGAAUCUGGCUGAAAAACGGAAAGGAGGUGAUCCCAGAUGAAAGGAUAAAGAUCUCCCACAUUGGCAGAAUCCAUAAGUUGACAAUUGAGGAUGUAACACCAGAGGACGAGGCUGAUUAUUCCUUCAUUCCACAAGGAUUUGCUUACAACCUUUCUGCCAAGCUGCAGUUUUUGGAGGUCAAGAUAGAUUUUGUACCAAGAGAAGAACCCCCUAAAAUCCACCUUGACUGUCUGGGCCAAUCCCCUGACACUAUUGUUGUGGUAGCUGGGAAUAAACUGAGAUUGGAUGUUCCUGUAUCAGGAGAUCCAACACCCACUGUCAUCUGGCAGAAAGUAAACAAGAAAAACGACCUAAUUCGAAACAAUGAUGAUUCCAUGACUCCCUCAGAAAACAGCAGUGAUUUAAAUACUGAUAAUAAGCUCCUGUUUGAAUCUGAAGGCAGAGUCCGUGUGGAGAUGCAUGAAGACCACUGUGUCUUCAUCAUUGAAGGGGCAGAAAAAGAGGAUGAGGGAGUUUACAGGGUUAUACUUAAGAAUCCAGUUGGAGAAGAUAAGGCUGAUAUCACAGUCAAAGUUAUUGAUGUUCCCGACCCUCCAGAAGCUCCCACAAUCAGCAACAUUGGAGAAGAUUACUGUACUGUGCAGUGGCAACCCCCUAAAUACGAUGGUGGGCAACCAGUACUUGGCUACAUUUUAGAGAGAAAGAAGAAGAAGAGCUACCGAUGGAUGAGACUGAACUUUGACCUUUUAAAGGAGCUAACCUACGAAGCCAAGCGCAUGAUUGAAGGCGUGGUUUAUGAGAUGCGGAUUUAUGCUGUGAAUUCUAUUGGCAUGUCCCGGCCAAGCCCUGCCUCACAACCCUUCAUGCCAAUCGCUCCUCCAAGUGAACCAACCCACUUUACAGUGGAAGAUGUUUCUGACAGCACUGUUUCCUUGAAGUGGAGGCCCCCUGAGCGGAUUGGAGCGGGGGGAUUAGAUGGUUACAUGGUGGAAUACUGCAAAGAUGGAUCUACGGAAUGGAUUCCUGCUCUUCCUGGCCUAACUGAGCGCACGUCUGCACUGAUUAAAGAUCUGGUCACGGGGGACAAACUCUAUUUCCGUAUCAAGGCUGUAAACCUGGCUGGCGAGAGCGGAGCAGCAACAAUAAAAGAGCCUGUUACUGUCCAAGAGAUCCUGCAGCGUCCCAAAUUCUGGCUGCCACGUCACCUCAGACAGACUCUGGUGAAGAAAGUGGGUGAGACAAUCAACAUUGUGAUCCCUUUUCAGGGUAAACCAAGACCCAAAAUCACUUGGCUGAAAGAUGGUCAAACUCUAGACUCCAAAGAUGUGGGAAUUCGGAACAGCAGCACAGACACAAUCCUUUUCAUCAGAAAGGCAGAGCUUCAUCACUCAGGAGCAUAUGAAGUCACUCUGCAGAUAGAAAACAUGUCUGAUAAAGUUGCAAUAACAAUACAAAUCAUAGACAAGCCUGGUCCUCCUCAGAAUAUAAAGCUUGUAGAUGUUUGGGGAUUUAAUGCAGCCCUGGAGUGGACACCUCCCCAGGAUGAUGGCAAUGCUCAGAUCUUGGGCUACACAGUCCAGAAAGCUGACAAAAAAACAAUGGAAUGGUACACUGUUUUCGAUCACUAUCGUCGCACAAACUGUAUAGUGUCAGACCUGAUCAUGGGAAAUGAGUAUUUUUUCCGAGUCUUCAGUGAAAAUUUGUGUGGACUGAGUGAAACUGCUGCAACCACCAAAAAUCCUGCCCAUAUCCAAAAAACAGGCACCACUUACAAACCCCCCUGCUACAAAGAACACGACUUCUCGGAGGCUCCCAAGUUCACGCACCCCCUGGUGAACCGCUCCGUGGUCGCGGGGUACAACACCACGCUCAGCUGCGCCGUCAGGGGCAUCCCCAAGCCAAAGAUAUUCUGGUUCAAAAACAAGAUGGAUCUCUCUGGGGAUGCCAAGUACCGCAUGUUCAGCAAGCAGGGGGUGCUGACCCUGGAGAUCCGGAAACCCACUCCCUUCGACGGCGGCAUUUACACCUGCAGAGCUGUGAACGAGUGCGGGGAGGCUGAAAUAGAGUGCAGGCUGGAUGUCAGAGCACCUCAGUAAAACUGAAUCUCAGCUGAUCUGCAAGACAAG
Molecule: messenger RNA, 3911 nt
Organism: Prinia subflava (tawny-flanked prinia)
Lineage: Eukaryota; Metazoa; Chordata; Aves; Passeriformes; Cisticolidae
Gene: MYBPC3
Product: myosin binding protein C3
Exons: 32
Coding region: 114-3881 (1255 amino acids)
Molecular function (GO): myosin heavy chain binding
Source: RefSeq, a predicted model, not a curated record